AUGCGAUUCAAUCUCUCCAGCAUGGCGGCCCUCCUUGGGCUCGCCGGAACGACGACAGCUCAACUGCGAACCACGCCCGUCACCGACCCCAACACUGGCAUCGACUUUCAGCAAUACCUUAGCGCUAGCUACAGCUUUGGUAUCGCCCUUCCCGAGACUGUCGGCUCUGACUUUAUUGGUCAGAUGGUCAUUCCCACUACCGGUACCAACAAGGAAGGAUGGGGUGCUGUCUCUCUCCGGGGCGGCAUGUUGAGAGGUCUUCUCUUUGUCGCUUGGGCUGAUGGUGAGGAUAUCAUCACAUCAUUCCGUCUCGCCUCCUCCUACGCCAACCCCGAUGUUUACACUGAAACCGAGGUCAAGGCUCUGCCAAUUGCCAAUGGUACCUUCAUCAACAGCACCCACAUCUCAUACACCUUCCUUUGCGAGGGCUGUCUCGUUGAGGGCAAGACAAGUAUCAACACUGAAUCGCCUGUUCUCGGAUGGGCCAUCUCCGAGACCAACCCUACCGAUCCCUCCGACCCUGCGAGUGCUCUCUCCUACCAUGCUGCUGGCUUCGGUCAGUUCGGCGUUGACGUUGAUGCCGCCAAGUCUGCCAAGUACGCUCAGUGGGCUUCUUGGGCUGCCGCGACUGUUCCUACCCCUGACCCCGGCAAUGGCGGCGGUAACGGUACCAUCCCUGGAAACGGUACCUUCCCUCUUCCCACCACCUCCAACCAGACCUAUGAUGCCAUCGUUGUUGGUGGUGGUCCGGCUGGUAUCAUCGCUGCUGAGCGACUUGCCGAGAAGGGUAUCAGCGUUCUCCUGAUUGAGCGUGGUCCCGCCAACACUGUUGCUCUCGGAAACGCCGCUCAAGCCCUGCCCUGGAACGAUACCCUGACCCCCUACGAUGUUCCCGCCCUUGGCAGCAGCAUGACCAGUCUGUCUGGUACCAAGUUCUGCAGUGACACUGCUUCCACUGCCGGCUGUCUCUUGGGAGGUUCCUCUUCGAUCAAUGGACUCAACUUCAUCCACCCCCCUGAGCAUGACUGGCAGCGUUGGCCUGCUGGCUGGAAGUGGGGUGAUGUCUCUGAGGCUGCUUCGCGUCUGUAUGAGCGAAACCCCGGCACCACCAAGCCUUCUGCGGAUGGCAAGUACUACAAUGACCACGCCUACAAGGUCUUGCAAAGCUUCCUUGACUCCAAGGGGUGGUCAGAAAUUGACUCGAUUGAGGAGCCCAACAAAAAGCACAACAUCUACUCCCGUCCCUCUUGGUCCAUCAAGAACAAUAAGCGUGCCGGCCCUGCUCGUACCUACAUGCCUUUUGCUCAGGACCUCCCCAACUUCACUCUCAAGCUUGAGACCAAGGUCGUUCAGCCCCUCCGAACUGGUAGCCAGAUUACUGGUGUCCUGACCCAGGCGGCAGACGGUAGCCGACAGAUCAUCAAGGUCAACAAGGGUGGCAAGGUUAUCCUCGCUGCUGGUGCCAUGUCUACCCCUCGUCUCCUCUGGAACGCUGGUAUCGGCAAGUCUGAUGCCCUGGCCAUUGUCAAGCAGGGAGCUUCCCGAACUGGUGUCACCCUCCCCGCUGAGUCCAGCUGGAUUGACCUCCCUGUUGGUCACCACCUUCAGGACCACGCCCAGGUCAUGCUCCAGUUCAACGCCAAGACCAACUUCUCUGCUUACAACUUCAACGGCAUUGCUACCAACCCCAUUGAGUCUGACCUCGACCUGUACUACCAGGGAUCUGGUCCCAUCACUCAAGCUGCUCAGCGCAUGCAUCUGUGGACUUCGGCCAAGGGUGCUGACGGCCGUGUUCGUUACCUCCAAGGCACAGCCAGUGCUAUGGCCUCUGGCGUCAUCACUGUCCGUACCUUUUUGACCCACGGAACCACCACCGUCGGUGAGCUCGGUAUCACUGCUGCCGGCAACACUGUCCUCAACACCAAGCCCUGGCUCAUCGACCAGGAGGACCGCAAGGCCAUGUCCGACUUUGUCCAGUGGUGGCUGGACCUCACCAGCGGCAGCAACUCGACCCUCUCCUACGUCACCCCCGGUGCUACUCCUGAGGAGAUCAUCGCUUCCAAGAUGAUCAGUGGAGACCACUGGGUCGGCAGCGCCAAGAUGGGAGUCGACGAUGGCCGAAGUGGCAACGGCACCAGCGUCGUGGAUCUCAACACCAAGGUGUACGGCACCGACAACCUGUUUGUCGUUGACGCUUCUAUCCACCCUGACCUGCCCACUGGCAACACGCAGUCCAUCAUCAUGAUCACUGCUGAGCACGCCGCCGAGAAGAUUUUUGCCUCUGGCUCUGGCAACUCGACUACCCCGGCUGCUCCCACGCCGACCCCUGUCGCGACCAAGAGGAGAUCGUGGUACUAA
Fusarium vanettenii 77-13-4 is the source of this 2358-nucleotide messenger RNA. RefSeq lists its product as uncharacterized. The transcript has 2 exons. The record is from RefSeq and is a predicted model, not a curated record. Lineage: Eukaryota; Fungi; Ascomycota; Sordariomycetes; Hypocreales; Nectriaceae. Gene Ontology annotation, molecular function: oxidoreductase activity, acting on CH-OH group of donors; flavin adenine dinucleotide binding. Bases 1 to 2358 code for a protein of 785 amino acids.